Molecule: messenger RNA, 1417 nt
Organism: Periconia digitata
Lineage: Eukaryota; Fungi; Ascomycota; Dothideomycetes; Pleosporales; Periconiaceae
Source: the annotation of a GenBank genome assembly
AUGGAACCGAAAGACCUCUGGAUUCUGCUGGCGGUGAUCCUUGGGACGCUGGUCCUCACCUGUGCUGCCAUCCUCACCCUCUUCUGCAUCAGGCGUAAUAAGAAGAAGUUGCGCAUGUUUGCACGUCGAGCCGCUACCCCCCUGGAUGAUGCUGUGUUUGAAUCGUGGCGGCGUCCAAGCCAAUAUACCCAGCGUCCAGAGAGGUAUGGCAUUCGAUCGAGUCAGCCGAACAUGGCUCGCGCUGCUCAAACACCGAGCAUGAUGGAGAAAGAGCUCCGCAACUACACGUUCCCCCACUCAUCAUUAUCUUCCGCCCCCUCGCCUGUCCGAAAACCGGAACGGGCACAAAGAAAGUCGAGCUGUGCUUCUUCCAUUGCAGACCGACCACCCACACCAUACUCGCCUACCUCGGUUUCGAGUGAAUUCCCGCCGUCAUCCUUCACCUCAUCCAAAUCCUUUCCAGGCUCACCACGUACACAUUAUCCAUCCUUGUCAGAGGCUUCGGCUUUCGAUUUCGAUUUCAACGCUCUUUACGACGAACAUUCCAAGCGGGAUCGGCGCCGUGGCAACAGCCAGUCUGAGCGCCCUCUCAACCUGUCCUAUGGCUUUGACAAGGUCUAAGGCAGUUUACGAAUACACUUGGCCACUUUGCCACUUACCGCCGCGCUUCAUUGGGAAGCAAGCAGCAACGACGUGCGAUGGAAUUGUUUUGCUGCAGCCCGGGUCUGCGUCAGGCAUGCAUACACAACAUUUUUUCUUUUCUUUUUUGAUACCCUUCACCGAAUAUGGUAAUGACCACAUACACGGACUUAGUUUUCCUUUCUCUCUCUCUCUCUCUCUCUCUCUCUCUUUAGCUUUCUUUCUCUUUGUUCUCCUCCGACUUCGGGAAGAAAUCUUUAUUUCUGUGAUACCAGACAAAUUGUCACUUAUACGGGCACCUGCCUCUGAAAGUCUUGUAUUGUUACGUAGCACAUAGUAUAAGCCGUUUCGCGGCGCUCACGUAGUGAUCAAAUAUACACAUAUCCACACAAGCAGGACAAUGCAUUAACGGCUAAAUUUGAGGAAUGCAGUGUUGAAGCAUUGGGAAAGUUGGUGUAGGGGUCCGGAACAAGAUGUUGCGGCAGUCGCGCUACAGGUGGAGACGCUACAUGACAUUCGCGCAUCAAUACACUACAUAUAUACUAAAGUAGUCUCGCGAACCUUGUAGCGUUUGUUGGUCCAACGAGUGGAGUCGAUGCUCAUCAGGUCGCUGUUCACCGCUCUUCUCCGCUGCUACACAGCAGUAACAGCCGAGACUCGAGUCCGCCUUGUUACAAAUGCGCAUAGCUUAGACUCAGAAUUUUCAAAAAGUGCAUGCAUCUUGCAGGGCAAACUUGAUGCUGCUAUCGCUGUGAAACCUGGAGUGUUGGCGACCCAA